Molecule: messenger RNA, 2583 nt
Organism: Plasmodium gallinaceum
Lineage: Eukaryota; Apicomplexa; Aconoidasida; Haemosporida; Plasmodiidae
Gene: GRP94
Product: endoplasmin, putative
Exons: 1
Coding region: 1-2583 (860 amino acids)
Biological process (GO): cellular response to heat; protein stabilization; protein folding
Cellular component (GO): plasma membrane; cytosol; protein-containing complex
Molecular function (GO): ATP binding; ATP-dependent protein folding chaperone; ATP hydrolysis activity
Source: RefSeq, a predicted model, not a curated record
AUGAGGUUAAAUAAGCUAUAUACUUAUAUGUUUCUUCUUUUCCUUCUAAAUUUAAUUUUAGAAAAUACCAAAAUUUUCUGUGAAAAUAAUAAUACAGAUGAUAAUGCAAAAGAGGAAUCUAACAGUGAAGAAGAAAAAGAUACUGCUGAAGAAUUUGGUGAUGUAUCUUCUGGUGAACAUCCCAAACAAGAUGAUGGAGAAACAAAUGUAAAUAAAAAAGAAAGGAAAAAAGUUCAAGAUAAUAUACCAGAAAUAGAAGAAAGUGAAAAGCCAUUAGAUAGUAUUGAGAAUCACGAAUAUCAAACAGAAGUAACGAGAUUAAUGGAUAUAAUUGUCAAUUCAUUAUAUACACAUAAAGAAGUGUUUUUAAGAGAAUUAAUAUCAAAUGCAGCUGAUGCUUUGGAAAAAAUAAGAUUUUUAUCAUUAUCCGAUGAAAGUGUAUUAGGAGAAGAAAAAAAAUUAGAAAUAAGAAUAUCAACGAAUCCUGAAAAAAAUAUAUUAUCUAUUACAGAUACAGGUAUUGGUAUGACAAAAGAUGAUUUAAUUAACAAUUUAGGUACUAUAGCAAAAUCGGGAACUUCUAAUUUUUUAGAAGCUAUAUCUAAAAGUGGUGGUGAUAUGAGUUUAAUUGGUCAAUUUGGUGUUGGAUUUUAUUCUGCUUUUUUAGUUGCAGAUAAAGUCAUAGUUUACACAAAAAAUAAUAAUGAUGAUCAAUAUAUAUGGGAAUCAACAGCAGAUGCUAAAUUUUCCAUAUACAAAGAUCCACGUGGAUCUACAUUAAAAAGAGGUACUAGAAUUUCUUUACAUCUAAAAGAAGAUGCAACUAAUUUAUUAAAUGAUAAAAAGAUUAUUGAUUUAAUCUCAAAAUAUAGUCAAUUUAUUCAAUUUCCUAUUUAUUUACUAUACGAAAAAGUUUAUACUGAAGAAGUAUUAGCUGAUAUUGCAAAAGAGAUGGAAAAUGAUCCCAAUUAUGAUAGUGUUAAAAUAGAAGAAACAGAUGAUCCAAAUAAAAAAACAAGAACUGUAGAAAAAAGAGUUAAGGAAUGGAAAUUGAUGAAUGAACAAAAACCUAUAUGGUUAAGAUCACCAAAAGAAUUAAAAGAUGAAGAUUAUAAACAGUUUUUUAGUGUUUUAUCAGGUUUCAAUGAUGAUCCAUUAUAUCAUAUUCAUUUUUCAGCAGAAGGAGAAAUUGAAUUUAAAUGUUUAAUUUAUAUUCCUUCAAAGGCUCCAUCUGUUAAUGAUCAAUUAUUUACCAAACAAACAUCUGUCAAAUUAUAUGUAAGGAGAGUGUUAGUAGCUGAUGAGUUUGUAGAGUUUUUACCAAGAUAUAUGAGCUUUGUAAAAGGAGUAGUUGAUAGUGACGAUUUGCCACUUAAUGUUUCUAGAGAGCAACUACAACAAAAUAAAAUCUUAAAGGCUAUAUCGAAAAGAAUUGUGAGAAAAAUAUUAGAUACAUUUCGUAAAUUAUAUACAGAUGGUAAAAAAAAUAAAGAAAGUCUAAGAGCUGAAUUAGAAAAAGAAACAGAUGAGGAAAAAAAAAAAGAAAUAGAAAAAAAAUUGAAUGAACCAAGUACAUACAAAUUAAUAUAUAAAGAAUACAGAAGAUAUUUAAAAAGUGGAUGUUAUGAAGAUGACAUGAAUAGAUCGAAAAUUGCAAAAUUACUUUUAUUUAAAACUAUGCUAUACCCAAAAAGUAUUUCAUUAGAUACAUAUAUUGAAAAUAUGAAACCUGAUCAGAAGUUUAUCUAUUAUGCAUCAGGAGAAUCAUAUGAUUAUCUAUCAAAAAUACCACAACUACAAAUUUUUAAAAAAAAAAAUAUUGAUGUUCUUUUUCUUACUGAGUCAGUUGAUGAAUCUUGUAUACAAAGAGUACAAGAAUAUGAUGGAAAAAAAUUUAAAUCAAUUCAAAAAGGAGAAAUUACUUUUGAAUUAACAGAAGAAGAAAAGCAAAAAGAAGAACAAAUGAAAAAAAUGUAUAAGGCUUUGAUUGAUGUCAUAACUGAUACUUUAAGAAAUCAAAUAUUUAAAGUUGAAAUUUCAAGGAGAUUGGUUGAUGCACCAUGUGCUGUUGUAUCAACUGAAUGGGGAUUAUCAGGACAAAUGGAAAAGUUAAUGAAAAUAAAUGUAUCUAAUUCAGAUCAUAUAAAGGCUAUGAGUGGUCAAAAAAUACUAGAAAUUAAUCCAGAUCAUCCAAUUAUGAUUGACUUAUUAAAAAGAUCUGUAUCAGAUCCUAAAGACCCUGAGUUAACUCAAAGUAUAAAAAUUAUUUAUCAGUCAGCUAAAUUGGCAUCAGGUUUUGAUUUAGAAGACACUGCAGAUUUAGCUCAAAUUGUUUAUGAUCAUAUUAAUCAUAAAUUGGGAGUUGAUAAUAAUUUAAAGAUCGAAGAUUUAGAUCCUUCUAUGUUUGAGACAAAGAAAAUUGAUGAAGAUGGAGACAAUCAAAAAGAUGAAGAGGAAAUCAAUAUAGACGAUGAAAUACAGAAACAAGAUACAAAUAAUGGAGAGGAAUCUGAUGAACAGAAGAAUUUUGAAGAAGGUAAUGAAGAAUCAGAAAAUUUGCACAGUGCAAAUGAAGAAUUGUAA